Molecule: messenger RNA, 282 nt
Organism: Histoplasma mississippiense
Lineage: Eukaryota; Fungi; Ascomycota; Eurotiomycetes; Onygenales; Ajellomycetaceae
Exons: 3
Coding region: 1-282 (93 amino acids)
Source: RefSeq, a predicted model, not a curated record
AUGCAAAUAGUACCCAACAAUCAUGCCCGUCAGAAGAUUGAAUUUUCGUGGGAAGAUAUUCUAAAAUCUCAGCUUCCACAAAUACAACUAUUCGAUUGCGCGACGACGAAGAUCGGCUUAAUUGAUCAUUUUGUUAUACAAUCUUUCGAACUUAAGCGCUCCAUCGAUAAAAAACUGAGGGAUUCAAGAGCGAAAAGUGCUGGCGAGAUGGUGAUUGUUAUUCGAUAUGAAACUGAGGAGGCGAUGAGGAUUAUUUUCGGGAUAGGCUGGGGGAGGCGCUGA